ACCUCGUUCAGUUAGUCGCGACGUUCCCAGCCGUUAGCACGUAACUUGGCUUUUGCGGGGUAGAAAACCUGUUCCACAAGAAAUAAAGCUUCCAGCGAAAGUGAUCUGUGCUGUUGCAUAAGUCUCCUCCGAAAGGGUUUCUGCUAGAAACGCAAAAUGUUGACGAAGAAUCUGUUGCUGUUGGUGUGUCUGUUCGUUGCUGGGAGUUACGCACAAUCCAAGGUCUCCGUGUACAUUUACUACGAGUCUCUCUGCCCGGACAGUGCCAAAUUUAUCAACCAGCAGCUUUACCCGGCGGCCAAACAGUUCAAAGACAACAUCGAUCUGAAGUUUGUCCCCUUCGGCAAAUCGUCCUACAGAACGCAGGGUUCGGACACAAUCUUCGACUGUCACCACGGUCCGAACGAGUGCUAUGGCAACAAGGUUCAUGCCUGUGCUUUGUAUCACAUCCAGGGUAAUUCGUUCCAACCGAACAAUACUCGCGACGUGUUGAUCCUGGAGUACGUGAACUGUCUGAUGGAGCGAGCCCAGUUCCAAGCCGGCGAAUUUCCCGGUAAGGUGUGCGCCGAUAUGCACGAAAUCCAUAACUGGGAUACCAUAGAGCAGUGUGCCAACACCACCGAGGGCAGCAGUCUGCUGAAGAACUACGGAGAUGAAACGGCUAAAUUGCAGCAACCUCUGAAGAGUGUUCCGACCGUCGCUUUCCGACAGACAUUUGAUGCCGAUAACCAAAAGCUAGCGGUGGAGAACUUCCGAGCAGCUUUGUGUAAAAAUUUGAAACCAUCACCAGUUGAGUGCCGUAAUAUUCCGGGAAGUGCUCCUGCAGUCGCUUCAUUUGCCCUGGUUACCCUUCUGUCUGUGAUCCUUACACGCAUGUUCUAAUGGAAGAGAAAGCCGCCCGCAGGUGCUUAGCUUAACCUGUACUUCAUCUUCCAACGUGGUGCAUUUAACUGUGUUACUAUUUCGAAGCGAACUCCGUCCAUACUGUUGUAAACAACAUUGUUUUCGUAUUAUCAGAGCUGUAUUUUAUCAGUUGUAAACGUACAAUAAAUUGAGAAAUAAAGUGACCUUACUUGAUUUUAAGAA
Molecule: messenger RNA, 1086 nt
Organism: Topomyia yanbarensis
Lineage: Eukaryota; Metazoa; Arthropoda; Insecta; Diptera; Culicidae
Gene: GILT1
Product: GILT-like protein 1
Exons: 3
Coding region: 157-882 (241 amino acids)
Molecular function (GO): oxidoreductase activity, acting on a sulfur group of donors, disulfide as acceptor
Source: RefSeq, a predicted model, not a curated record